CUCAGGAUAGCGCGUCCCCGACUACUGAGGCCCCCGGAUCGCGAUGCGGUACGAACGACAUGGGCAUGGAAAUAUGUUUACGACGACAAACAGUAGGGGAGGAGGAGGAGGACGAGUUGUGGUGAUUCGGAGUCGCUGCACUGUUUUAGGCCUCGGGUCGUUCUCGGAGGGCGCCUCGGGCGCCCGGGGGUCCCCCGACGCGCCUUUAGCCGUGCAGGGACGGACCGCGUGGUGAGGUCUCGUUUGGGAUCUCGGUGCCGCCGCGCGGUGCGUCGCCAUUGGCUUUGGGGCCCCGCUCGCUCUGGCCACGUUUUCGGGGGCCUUCAGGUUAUCCGUGACCUCCGAAGAGCCCCGACGAGCAUCGAAGAGCAGCGCUGGCGGCAGAUUCGUGCGCAACCCGGGCAAGAAGUGGACGGGGAACGCAUCGUUAGUAGGAAAGAGGAGUUUCGAGGCAUCUGUGAGCACGAGCAUCCGAAGCUCUACAAGGCUGCCAUUGGGACGAAAGAACGGCCCCCUCGCUUCAUUUGUGAAAAGCCGCUUCUUCGCUGUAGCAUCUGCGUUUCUGAUCAUCAUGAACACACUGCUGGUUGGUAUUGAGACCCAAGUUCUUUCUAUCCUGUCCCAGCAGAGGUCAGGCUCGGAUCAGCUAUUAGGUGUUCUAUCCGUUGCUAAUUAUGUGCUCACUUUCAUGUUCGCGGUAGAGGUGGUGAUGCGAGUCCUCGUAUUAGGUCUCCAUAACCCGAAAGACAGAAUGUGGAACGUCUUCGACAUGAUCAUCCUGGUUCUGGCGCUCGUCGAAAUUGCUUUGGAUAUCGCUGUUCAAAUUCUUUCAGGCAGGGGUCGUAACCCCUUUGACCACGGCGGAAUGGCAAAGAUGUUGCGACUCUUUCGCCUUACUCGGCUUCUGCGCAUCGUCCGAACAGUUCGCCAACUGAAGCCACUGCGGGUGCUCGUGCACUCCAUAGCAUCUGCCAGCAAGUCUGUUUUUUGGGCACUCAUGCUGCUCGUCAUGAUCGUAUACGCUUUUGGGGUGAUCUUGACGCAGGCCGCGACGGAGCACACAGAGGGUGGCGCCCGAGUCGAUGAUGAAGAUCUCGUAUCGUACUACGGGGACCUCUACCUGUCCAUGCUGAGCCUGUGGAUGGCCGUGUCUGGGGGUAUCAAUUGGAACCAGCUCACCGCGCCGCUGGAGGGGACCGGAAAUGCGACAUGGAUGAUGUUCUUUCUGGUAUACAUCACGUUCGUCUACUUCUUCGUGCUUAAUGUGGUGACGGGUGUAUUUUGUCAGAAUGCAAUUGAAGGUGCACAACAGGAUUUGGACCUGACCAUCGAAGCUCAGCUCAAGGAGAAGCAAGUGUACGCAGAGCGCUUGAGGAUGCUAUUCGAUGAGAUGAACGAGGAUUAUGAUGCUGACGAGGAGCUGACAGCAGCCGUUAUUCAAGAGCAGAUGGCCAAGCCGAAAGUGCAGUCAUGGUUCAAUGCUUUAGGCACGGUGGCGGAUCGACACAAAGCAGACCUGGAAGCUCUUCAAGGCCAUCGACGCGGACGGCUCGGGCCGUGUUUCCGUCCAAGAGUUCAUUGAAGGGUGUCUGCAGAUGAGGGGAUCGGCCACACGAGUCGACGUGGAGUCGUUGAAAUGGGAGAUCAGAUCUGCGAACAGUAACGCGCAGGACGCUGCCGAGAGAAUGCUCAGGCUCCUCGGAAGCAUUCAGGCUUCGGGAGCCGCACGCGGCCCGGCCCGGUAGUUUUCUAAAAAAGGUUCGAGCCGAUCGUUUGGUUUCAUAUCUUGUCGACCGACAACGAGCGGGUUCGGUCGUCGCAGCUCUUCGCUGCCGAGAUACGGCUCAAGAGAUGUCCUGUUUCUUCCAUCUGUCUUUCUGCCUCCUGUUUCUGUCCUUCCUCGUCCCUCCUGCACGUGCUCCGCCAGCCGGCGUGACAGUGCGCGCAUGCCGUUUCAAGGCGGCUUUCUCUCCGUGCUCCGUUACCGCUCAUUCGUCCUGCACGUGCUCCGCCAGCUGGCGUUCUCCUUCCGUCCGUCUUUCUUCGAUCUUCCUGCAAGUGCUCCGCAUUAUGCUUUAAGGCAGUUCGCUCUCCGUCCUCUGGCAUUCCUCGUUUCUUCUGAACAUGCUUCGCCAGCUGGCGUGGCAGCGUGUGCAUUCUAUUUCAGGGCAGUUUUCGUCCCGUCCUCCGUCAUUAUUCCACCUGUUCACUUCGUCCGUCUCAUCCUCCCUGUUGCCGUUACCCACAGUGCUGCUGGCACCGCUUGAAGGAGUGGACCCUCUUCGCAAGGGUGACCCUAGCAGGUUCAGCUAGUGAACACCCAGGGCGUCGUAGGUCUUCAACUAUGCUGUAGAGCAGCACGUGUUUUUUGUUUAUUAGUGUUGCCGCUGCGGUCUCGGGAGGUUCAUUGGGCGUGGCUUGCCCCCUCCUGGUUUUCCAUACCCCGUAGGUAUCUGUGCAAUGGCGCCCCAGCUGCGGAAGCUGUUUAUCAAUUUGUGCGUGCGGAAGCUGUUUAUCAAUUUGUGCGUGAUCCCCAGACCCCCCAGCGUCCAGUUUCGUUCCACACGUGGACCUUGAAGGUCUGCAGCGGGGAGUCGCACCGAGUGGGCUUCGCACGCAGAGUUUUUUUGCACGAUUCAUUCGAAGGAUGAUGCCCGCGAUGCUUUGAUGGCGUCCUGCCCCCUUGCGGGGCCUCGUCAGAGCAAGGAUUGGCAGUCUUCGCUUCACCGAGCAGCGGCGAUUCUAACCUGGGCAAGGGCGCCGUAAGUGCGCGGCCCACAGCCCCGAUCUGACGGCCAGCUGCGGACGCGACAGACACUGGGGCCCAGCUUCCCGGAGGCCCUGCCCUUGCCACUCGCGGGCAGGAGUCCGCAUUUCGACCCUCAGAAGUGGCCCCACUCAGCAGAAAUGGAGCCACACAAAUGACGAACAACUGACCUUAGGUAAGUGGUCGACAUUG
This is a messenger RNA of Prorocentrum cordatum, 2959 nucleotides long. NCBI's taxonomy places the organism in Eukaryota, Dinophyceae, Prorocentrales, Prorocentraceae. The record is from the annotation of a GenBank genome assembly.